Messenger RNA from Podospora pseudopauciseta, 840 nucleotides. RefSeq lists its product as uncharacterized. NCBI's taxonomy places the organism in Eukaryota, Fungi, Ascomycota, Sordariomycetes, Sordariales, Podosporaceae. The record is from RefSeq and is a predicted model, not a curated record. Bases 1 to 840 code for a protein of 279 amino acids. Gene Ontology annotation, molecular function: methyltransferase activity. The transcript has 5 exons.
AUGGCCGAUCACCCUCACCCUCACGGUUCCCAUCAUGGCCACUCCCACGCUCACGGCCACGGAGAGGCUCAAAACAGGGAGUACUUCAAUCAACAAGCAUCCUCUUACGACUCCAAGCACGAGAAAACCCUCGACAAGCUGGCUGAAGAGAUCAGGAAGCGGAUCGAUUUCAUUGGUGUUGAGUGGGCUGACGAGGAGAGCUCCGGUGACGAGGAGGAGAAAAAAGAUGACAGCAGGGAGAAGAGGGAGGUGAGGGAGGUGAGGUUGUUGGAUUAUGCUUGUGGGACCGGACUUGGUGAGUCUGCUCUUGCUCCGUAUACCACCCAGUGUGUCGGCAUUGAUUUGUCCGAGAAUAUGGUGGCUACCUACAAUGCCAGAGCCGCAAAUCAGGGCCUAACCCCCGAAGAAAUGCACGCCCACGUCGGCAACCUGUGCCUCCCCACUGACUCCCCUUCCUACCCCACCCAAACCCAACUCUUCUCCUCCUCCGACUUCUUCUCCUUCGACCUAGCAGCCAUCUGCCUAGGCUUCCACCACUUCGACGACCCUCCCCUCGCAGCCCGCCGCCUCGUUGAGCGCCUCAGGCCCGGCUCCGGCGUGCUCAUGAUUCUGGACUUCCUCCCCCACGAAAAGAUGGACGCCUCCCAUCCUGCCUCUGGCACUGUCAUCCACCACGGCUUUUCCAAGGAGCAGAUCCAGAAGAUCUUUGAAGAUGCCGGCGCAGGAGAGCAUUUCGCCUUUGAAGAGCUGGCGGUUGUUUUCAACAAAGCUGCGGGGACGAGGGAGGAGAUGAAGAGGAAGAUUUUCAUGGCCAGGGGGACGAGGAGGAGGGCGGAGUAG